AUGCGCGCCGUGCGUUUUCAUGGAAAGAGGGACAUUCGCCUAGACAGAAUACCCGUGCCAGAAAUUUGUAAUAAUGAGCAGGUUAAGAUCAAACCAAGCUUUACAGGGCUAUGUGGUACGGAUCUUCACGAGUAUCUUGAAGGCCCUUUCAUGAUACCCAGUGCUCCACAUAAAGUGACGGGUGAACAAUGUCCAGUCGUUAUUGGACACGAAUUCAGCGGCGUGGUUACAGAGCUAGGAAAGGAUGUACACGAUUUACAAAUUGGGGACAAAGUGACGGUGCAAACGAUCAUCUUCGAUCGGGUCUGCAAUUCAUGCCAACGUGGACUAAUUAACUGUUGUCCCAACUCCGGGUUUAUUGGUUUGAGCUGGGGAGGAGGGCUCGCAGAGUAUAUAGUACUCCCACGCUGGGCAUUGUUUAAAAUUCCAAGUCACGUUUCCUUACAAGUUGGGGCUCUCGUGGAGCCUUUAGCUGUCGCAUGGCACGCCGUAAAACUUUCGCAUCUCGACCGGACAGACUCAGUGCUGGUAAUUGGUGCUGGUCCUAUCGGUCUGGCAGUUGUUCAAGUGCUGAGAGCACGAGGUGUCAAAAACGUUUUCGUAUCUGAACCGGUGAAACUACGCAGGAAACUUGCCACCGACUUUGGAGCAGCUCGUGUGCUGAGUCCACUGGAGGAUGAUGUCGUCGGUACUUGUACAGGGUUGACCGGUGGUGAAGGUGUCCAAGCUGUUUUCGACACUGCAGGCGUACAAAGUGGCCUAGAUACAGCUGUUGCAGUUUGCAGGCCUCGUGCAUCUAUCGUCAAUAUCGCGGUCUGGGGGAAGCAGGCCCUCGUUCAUCCAACCAUAUUAAUGAGGAACGAGAUCAGCUAUGUCGGAUCUCGAACAUAUUCCCAGGGGGAUUUUCAAGAGGUUAUCGACAGCAUCGCAUCAGGAGCUCUCCAGCCACAAAGCAUGAUCACAAGCGUCAUUAAGAUGGAGGACGUCGAGCAGAAGGGCCUGAAGGCUUUGCACGAGGACAAGGACACUAACAUUAAAAUAAUAGUGGAAGUCUCCAAGGGAACAGAGUUUGGGGUUUAUUUGGAUUACAUUCGUCCUCGUCCAAUCUUAAUUUGCCAGUUUAAAAAUUGA
Messenger RNA from Talaromyces proteolyticus, 1131 nucleotides. Its product is annotated as chaperonin 10-like protein. Gene Ontology annotation, molecular function: (R,R)-butanediol dehydrogenase activity; zinc ion binding. The record is from RefSeq and is a predicted model, not a curated record. Gene Ontology annotation, biological process: butanediol biosynthetic process. The coding region runs from base 1 to 1131 and encodes 376 amino acids. Lineage: Eukaryota; Fungi; Ascomycota; Eurotiomycetes; Eurotiales; Trichocomaceae. Gene Ontology annotation, cellular component: cytoplasm. The transcript has 6 exons.